Molecule: messenger RNA, 1272 nt
Organism: Panicum hallii
Lineage: Eukaryota; Viridiplantae; Streptophyta; Magnoliopsida; Poales; Poaceae
Product: protein POLYCHOME-like
Exons: 4
Coding region: 227-928 (233 amino acids)
Biological process (GO): negative regulation of ubiquitin protein ligase activity; regulation of nuclear division
Cellular component (GO): nucleus
Source: RefSeq, a predicted model, not a curated record
GCUGAACCAUUCUUCCACCAGGCGCCCAGAUUGGAUUUCAGACCGAGCAAACUCUCUAGGAUCAGCGGCCGGAGCGGGAGCAGGGAUUUGGGCCAGGCAAGUGAGGAGCGCGAGAAAUUUUUGGUUGCUACCAGCACAUUUUGGGGCUGCUGCCGUGGUCGCCGGAGGGAGGGAGGGGCGCGGGGGCCGGCUUCGGUCGCCCACGGGCCGCCGUCAGGGCCCCGAGAUGCCUGAGUCCAGGGAUGGCAGGAGGGCGGCCCUCGCCGACCUCUCCAGCGGUGUUGGGGGCGGAGGGUUCUUCAUCAGGAGGGUGGGCUCGCCGGGAGCACUGGCGGCGAGGGGCAUCCGUAAGCCGCUGGCGCGGCGGUACAUUUCGCCUUCGAGGAACAAGGAGAACCUGCUCCCGGUUUGGGCCUUGAGGGCCACGCCGAAGCAGAGGAGGAGCCCGCUUCCUGAAUGGUAUCCCAGGACGCCGCUCCGCGACAUCACGGCAAUUGCAAAGGCUAUUCAGAGAAGCCGUUUAAGGAUUGCUGCUGCUCAGCAGCAAAGUCAAAGGCCUGAGCAGUCUCCGCAAUCUGUAAACCUGACUACUACUCCAGCACAAGCAGAGCAGAACACACCUCACAGCGCUGAUGCUUCCCUGGCAGUUGCCUCUGGUUCUGGCUCAACUGAAAGAGAAACUGUAGCAUGCCCUGCAACUGCCUUGGCUGGUGACAAUGUUAGGGUGUGUUCCUCACCAGUGGAAAGCUCAUUGGAGACUCCAUCCAAACCAAUGGAUCCUGCCGUUGCUGGUAUUGUUGAGAAGAAACUGUCCAGCUCAAUAGAGAAGAUAGAGAAGUUGGUGAGGAGAAACCUGAAGCGAACACCAAAGGCUGCUCAGGCCUCUAGGAGGGCCACCCAGAGGCGCAAUCUGAUGUCCAUGCGAUGAAUUGGCUGCUGUAAUUCAUGGUGGGGGAGAGGAGAAAGUCCACCUCAUGCUUCUCCUUCCCCUUGUCUGCUGCUUCCAUAGCUGCUAGCUUAACCUGCAACACAUGCCAUGGCAUGAUGCCAAGGAGCCUUCCUGGUUCUCUCCUCGAGGACCAAAGAAAAUGUGGCUAUUGGCUCUUUGUUUGAGGUUCUAGGGUUUGCAGCUGCUAGUGUGAGGUGCCAUGAGGUCCAUGCUACUGUUGUAUAAUUAUGCUUACUUUUCUGUGUAUCCCAGUGGGUGGUUGAACAGAUGAAUCUUGAGUUUUCUUCUGUUCUGCAAUAUUACCAUAGCCCCUAGUGUCUGAA